AAACACAAAAACAAAGUAUGAUCAACAAUGGCGCCGCCCUAUAGAAAACAGUAUAAAAUCAUUUUGUUAUUAUUAAUAUUUUGUUUAAGUGAUACUGGAGGGCAAUACGAUGAAUACACAAGGUAUUCAAACGGAUAUCAACAAAACAUUCCUAAUUCGUAUGACGAAUUUGGCCCACGGCCACCAUAUAUUCCCAAUAAUCCAGAGUAUGAUCAUAGUUCUACAUACUUAUAUAAAGGGAGAAGAUAUGGACAGAAUUAUAACUCAAAUUAUUACGGCCAAAGGCCAGGAGAUCCUAGAAUCAGAGGACAGGAUGAAAGAUUUUCAUAUGAUAGGGCUGGAAUUGCAGAACCUAUUUUACCUGGAAUUCUAGGAGGCUGGCGAGAAGAUCUACAAGGCAAAAAAAGGGACCAAACUAGGGAAAAACUAAGGGAUGUAUUUGUUGAUACAGUUUAUGGAACUGUUCAAGGUUUUCAAGUUUACCUUUUUGACAAUCCUGAUCCAGAAUCCUUAUAUAGACCAGGCUCAGAAUUCAUCGAAAGACAGCAAGGUAUUGCAAGUGCCUUUUUAGGUAUUCCAUAUGCUCAACCACCUGUUUUUGAAGGUAGAUUUAAGCCCCCAAGGCUUCACAAAAGCUGGCAAUUAAUGCAGGCAGUGGAUUUUGGUCCAGCAUGUCCACAACCAGCUAGAUACACAGGUGCUACUUUAGGAAUACGAGAUGUUGAUGAGGAUUGCUUGUAUCUUAAUGUUUUUACUCCUGACAUAACAGAAGGAACAGGACACAAAUAUCCAGUAAUGAUCUAUAUUCAUGGUGGUGACUUCAUUCAUGGAGCUUCUAACACAUUUCCUGGUCACAUCAUGGCUACCUUCUACAAAGUUGUGGUUGUUACAUUUAACUACAGACUAGGAGCUUUAGGAUUUUUGAGUACAGGUGAUGUAAAUUCCCCUGGAAAUUAUGGGAUACUGGAUCAAGCAAUGGCUGUAAAAUGGGUGUAUGACAAUGCAGAACAUUUUAAUGGUGAUAGAGAUAGUAUAACACUAUUUGGACCUGGUGCUGGAGCUGCUUCUGCUGGGUUGCUUAUGGUUGCUCCCCAAACAAGUCAUAUUGUUACUAAAGUCAUUGCACAGAGUGGUUCAGCAGUUGCAGAUUGGGCAAUGAUAUUUGACAGAUACAGAGCUCAGAAUACCAGUAGAGUUUUUGGAAGACAAAUUGGAUGUAGUAUAGAAUCAUCAUGGAAACUGGUAAAUUGUCUUAAAAAUUCUAGAAGUGCUUUCGAAAUAGGUAAUGCUGAAUUCCCGCCUGAGGUAGGCCUUUUUCCUUGGGCACCUGUCAUAGAAAUGAAUGUGACAGUGCCUGACUAUGAAGGAUGGGAUAGAAAAGAUUGGCAUUUUAUCAGUGACAAUGUUGAAACUCUAAUCAAGAAGAGGUCAUUUAACCAAGGUUUGCGGUAUAUGUCAAGUGUUACCUUACAAGAGGCAGCUGGAUUUAUAACUUCCAACAAAACAUUGGAGCCCAAUUUCAGAAUAAAUCAAGAUUUUUUUUGAUCAAAAAGUAAGAGAGCUGGUUUUAAGAUACAACUACACUUUAAAUCCCAAUGGAAUAUUCGAUGCAAUAAAGUAUAUGUAUACGUAUUGGCCUGAUCCAGAUAAUGUUACACACAUAAGAAAUGAAUAUAUACAGCUACUUUCUGACUUUUUAUACACUGCUCCAAAUGAUAAAAUGGUAAAACUAUUGAUUGAACAAAAUGUACCAGUCUAUAUGUACGUAUUAAAUACUACUGUGGAAUCAUUUAACCUUUCCGAAUGGAGAAAAGUUCCCCAUGACAUCGAGCACUACCUUUUAUGUGGAGCGCCAUUCUUAGAUAUUGAAAUGUUACCUUCCGAAGAACGAUUUGUUCGUGAUCAGUGGACGAGAAACGACAGAAAUAUGAGUCACUUCUUCAUGAAGGCAUAUUCGGAUUUUGCUAGAUAUGGAAAUCCUACUCAUACUCAAAUUUUAGGGCUACAUUUUGAAGAAUCUAAACACGGACAGCUAAAAUAUCUAAAUUUGAAUACAACUUAUAAUUCUUCAAUAAUGUGGAACUUUCGACAGACCGAAUCAGCUUUCUGGUCUCAAUAUAUUCCUACUUUGGUGGGCCAUCUCGUACCUACUUAUCCACCUACAACGGAGUUUUGGUGGGAACCAAGAGCGCCAUUGCAAAUAGCAUUCUGGAGUGUUUCAGGAGCUUGCUUGUUGUUAAUUGUACUUCUUGUCAUUUGCUGUAUUUUAUGGAGGAAUGCAAAGAGGUCAUCAGACAGAUACUACAACCCUUAUCUUUACACAACUGACAAUGACGCGGACAAUGAUGGUAUCGAGAACAACCGCAGUCCUGAAGUUAACGAGUACAUAGAAAAAUACGGUACUCGCAUAGUACCUCCCCGCUCCUACAGCGAGUCUUCAUUCCACAGUGUUUCCAUGAAAGAGAUGCAAGGUUUUGUAAAUAGCAACCCUAGUGUAGAGUCUCAUCCUGCUAGACAGGGUACGCCAACUGCACCAGUUAAACGAAAAAAACAAACUGAGUUGCCGCCAAGCAUUCCUCAAACAGACGUUUAGAAAAGUCGUACUUCGAUUUCAAAAAGCCUUUAAAUUUUUUAAUAUGUAUAAACAAAUGUUUUUGUGUAAAACUUAGUUAUAAAUUAAGUUUAACACUAAGGAAUCAAAAUGUUGAAUGUUGUUUUUAAGUUUAAGUUUUUUGCUGCUAUAUUGAGGCAUCUUAGGGAACAAUGAAUCAAAAUAAUGUGUUCAAAUUAUAUUUUAAGAUUAUUAUAAUAUAGUACCUAAAAUUUUUUGUGUGGUAUGUCGAGUUCUGUUCAAUGAAAACCAUAGAAACACAUAGAAAUCCGAACACCCAUAAAUCAUUAUAUUUUGAAAAUAGUUUGUAGAAUUAUGCUGGGCAGCAAAAUAAACAAACGCUAUGAUUGAAAUAACUGACAGGGGUAAAUCAAUUAAAUUACUCAUGGAUGUGCCUGUGUUCGUUUCUGAUUAGGUGGUCAAUAUUCUUCUGAGGGUUCGCGUUCCAUGCCCUAAUUAACUACUCCCUUUUGUGAAUUGAAACUCGUUCCUGACAAUCAGUUACUCUUUCCAAAAAUUUAACAUCUCUUGACAAGAAUACCUUAUUCUCUUCCUUAACCCAAAUUUUGUGUCUUUCUUCUCCAUCAUAACCAAUCAAAUAGCCUUUUGUCUAUUUUCUUUCUUGUUUGCAUUGGAACGUGUGCCUAAUACGUUGUAGUUAUGAUUCUUAGGUGAUUUAUUUUAGGUUUCUUAGCUAUCCAUAACUAAUUUCCCUUUUACGAUUGACUUUUCUGUUGGAUUCAGGAUAUAAAUUGCUGUACCACCUAGUUCUGCCCAUAAAGAUUCAAGGAACUAUACUUUAGAAUUAGAUUACCUCUAUUUUCUGACCAUUUCAAGGUGUGUACGGAGCGGUUAAUCUCUGAGUGAUUCCGUGUUAUUUUAAAAUAGUUUGGACGUCUUCAUUGUCGAAUUUUCCACCAUUAUCACUAAGUAGUUUUUUAAUCUUAUGUCC
Diabrotica balteata is the source of this 3563-nucleotide messenger RNA. The record is from the annotation of a GenBank genome assembly. Lineage: Eukaryota; Metazoa; Arthropoda; Insecta; Coleoptera; Chrysomelidae.